Strigops habroptila (Kakapo) is the source of this 4476-nucleotide messenger RNA. It is a transcript of the gene GNE, whose product is annotated as glucosamine (UDP-N-acetyl)-2-epimerase/N-acetylmannosamine kinase. Gene Ontology annotation, biological process: UDP-N-acetylglucosamine metabolic process. Lineage: Eukaryota; Metazoa; Chordata; Aves; Psittaciformes; Psittacidae. The transcript has 12 exons. Gene Ontology annotation, molecular function: UDP-N-acetylglucosamine 2-epimerase activity; N-acylmannosamine kinase activity; hydrolase activity, hydrolyzing O-glycosyl compounds. The record is from RefSeq and is a predicted model, not a curated record. Bases 4 to 2328 code for a protein of 774 amino acids.
UUGAUGCGCCAGGACCCAGCACCGCCGCUGGGACUCAGCGCAGGGGCCGGCGGCCGCGGAGCGGGACCGGACCGGAGCGGACCGGGCCGCACGGGGCUUGCGGGCGGCCAGAGGGAAGUGUACUUCAAGAACCUUUCAAAGCAGAAACAAAAGGAAGUCAUGGAGAAGAAUGGAAACAACCACAAACUUCGUGUUUGUGUUGCAACUUGCAACCGUGCAGAUUAUUCCAAGUUGGCUCCCAUUAUGUUUGGUAUUAAGGCAGAACCACAGUUCUUUGAGCUCGAUGUUGUGGUGCUUGGUUCCCACCUGAUUGAUGAUUAUGGUAAUACCUAUCGUAUGAUUGAACAAGAUGACUUCGAUAUCCAUACAAGACUGCACACCAUUGUGAGAGGGGAGGACGAGGCAGCUAUGGUAGAGUCAGUGGGGCUUGCGUUAGUCAAGUUACCAGAUGUCCUGAACCGCCUGAAGCCUGACAUCAUGAUCGUUCAUGGGGACAGAUUUGAUGCUCUGGCCCUGGCCACAUCUGCAGCCCUGAUGAAUAUUCGCAUUCUUCACAUUGAAGGUGGGGAAGUCAGUGGGACUAUUGAUGACUCGAUCAGACAUGCUAUAACCAAACUGGCCCACUACCACGUGUGCUGCACAAGGAGUGCAGAGCAGCAUUUGAUAGCCAUGUGUGAAGACCAUGACCGCAUCCUUUUAGCAGGCUGUCCCUCGUAUGAUAAGCUUCUCUCUGCCAAAAACAAGGACUACAUGAGUGUUAUACGCAUGUGGCUAGGUGAAGAUGUCAAAACCAGAGAUUAUAUAGUUGCUCUGCAACAUCCUGUAACCACCGAUAUUAAACAUUCCUUAAAGAUGUUUGAGCUGACACUAGAUGCACUCAUCUCCUUCAACAAGAGAACUCUUAUUCUAUUCCCUAAUGUGGAUGCGGGAAGCAAAGAGAUGGUUCGCGUGAUGAGGAAGAAGGGGAUUGAACAUCAUCCCAAUUUUCGGGCAGUGAAGCAUGUCCCAUUUGACCAGUUCAUUCAGCUGGUUGCUCACGCUGGUUGUAUGAUUGGUAACAGCAGCUGUGGUGUCAGAGAGGUGGGAGCGUUUGGUACACCUGUCAUCAACUUGGGGACACGUCAGACAGGGAGAGAAACAGGUGAAAAUGUUCUUCAUGUUCGUGACGCUGACACACAGGAUAAGAUUCUGCAUGCUCUGCAGCUCCAGUUUGGUAAACAGUACCCAUGCUCAAAAAUAUAUGGAGAUGGUAAUGCUGUUCCAAGGAUUUUGAAGUUCCUUAAAUCUAUCAAUCUCAAAGAGCCAUUGCAAAAGAAAUUCUGUUUUCCUCCUGUCAAAGAUAAUAUCUCUCAAGAUAUUGACCAUAUUCUAGAGACACAGAGUGCUUUGGCUGUGGAUCUAGGUGGAACAAAUCUUCGAGUAGCAAUUGUCAGUAUGAAGGGUGAAAUAGUUAAGAAGUAUACUCAGCUCAACCCUAAAACUUAUGAAGACAGACUAGAAUUGAUUCUAAAGAUGUGUGUGGAGGCUGCGUCAGAGGCAGUAAAUGUAAACUGCAGAAUUCUGGGAGUAGGUAUUUCCACAGGUGGACGGGUAAACCCCCGAGAAGGAAUUGUGCUCCACUCUACAAAACUCAUUCAGGAGUGGAGCUCUGUGGAUCUCAGAACUCCAAUAUCUGAUGCUCUGCACCUGCCAGUCUGGGUGGACAAUGAUGGAAACUGUGCUGCUCUAGCAGAGAGGAAAUUUGGUCAUGGAAAAGGAAUAGAAAAUUUUGUAACACUCAUUACUGGUACAGGAAUUGGAGGUGGAAUCAUUCAUCAACACGAAUUGAUCCAUGGCAGUUCUUUCUGUGCUGCUGAGCUUGGGCAUAUUGUUGUAUCUUUAGAUGGACCAGAGUGCCUGUGUGGUAGCCAAGGAUGUAUAGAAGCAUAUGCCUCUGGAAUAGCAUUACAGAGAGAAGCUAAGAAACUGCACGAUGAGGAUCUGCUUUUAGUAGAAGGAAUGUCAAUGAAGAAGGAGGAGGUUGUUAGUGCUGCACAUCUCAUUCAAGCAGCUAAACUGGGGAACUCAAAAGCAGACAGCAUUCUCAGAACAGCUGGGACAGCAUUAGGCCUUGGAGUUGUGAACAUUCUGCACACCAUGAACCCAUCUCUUGUGAUCCUUUCUGGAGUUCUGGCUAGCCACUAUGUUAAUGCUGUCAAAGACGUGAUAAAUCAACAGGCUCUGUCCUCUGUCAAAACUGUGGAUGUGGUGGUCUCAAAUCUAGCAGAUCCUGCUCUUCUUGGAGCUGCUAGCCUGGUACUGGAUUAUACUACACGUAGAAUAUACUAGGUACCUGGAAGAAUGAUAGAAAUGGUCUAUUCAGAUUCCUAAUGGGUGGAGGGAAUACUUUGCCCCAAUUUUUCCUUUGACGAGAGCAGCUACUGACUCAGAGUAGUGUUCUGAAUAGUUAGUGACCACUUCAGCAUUUCCUAUUUAAGGUAUUACCUUUUUGUAUUUUGCCUAAAGUUUAUCUGACUUCAUAGGAACUGGUGCAAUUCUGUUGUUUUUAAUCUUAAACCCUCUCUGGGGGUAAGCCCUUAUGUUGCUUUUAAGUGUAGCUGAAUUAUUUAUGAGAGUAUCUUGAUGUAUGGUGGGGAAUGUCGGUAUGGUGUGUCUAACUGUAGCUGACACUUGGGGAUCCAUAUCUCAUUUUCCACCUAUGUGAAAUGAGAAGUCUACAAUGUGACUAGCUUUUUAGUUUCCAGGUUUCCACCCACAAAGUAAACACAUUGUAAUAACCAAUAGCAGGUAAUAAUUUCAGCAGCGGGUGGAAAGAAGGAAAGCUUCCUCUACAAUCAGAAAAGCUGCAUCCAGAAAUUGUGGGUCAUUAAGGACUUGGUGGAGGCAGUUAUUUAUUUUUAUUACAUCGUUUUUAGAGGGCUGAGUCCUGUUUUGGAGGCUUUGCACAUGAAGGAAGAAGAUCGUGGUCUAGUGAGCUUACAGCCUGCAGAGCAGUCCAACCACACUGACCAGUGUAGCAGUGAGCAUCUUUGUCCUCUGGCUAUGGCCAGCAGUAAAUUCCUUGAAUUUUAUUGUUUAGGAUUUCCUCAAGGGACUCAGUCUACUACUUUGCCGAAUAAGCAGAGAGGGUACAUUUUACUCUUUGGCAGCCUGUUAGCUGGAUUUCAGCUAUGUCGCACAUCUGUCCAUAAAGACUCUAUCUUUCAAGAAAACUGUUCCACUGCAGAGUUACACAGUGCCUCUCCUCAGCAGCCCCAGUGACUGCAGGUACACCGUUCUUGUCCUGCAUUCACCAUCAGCUCACAGGAUGGAAAGUCAAAUCUGAGCCUCAUCCUCACCUUCAAGACACUGGGAAGCCUGGGAGCAAAGUUUCUGAAAUGCCAAUGAAGGUUUGCCUAGGUAAACCACAGUCCCUCUUGAUACAUGGCUGUCUUUAUUCAGCUGCUUCUCAGCACACUUCUAAGAUACUGUAGUAAUAAAUAAUAAUCGACACAAGGAGAAAUUGAAAAACAGACCCAUCUAGCUAAUCAGCCAUCCCAGAAAGAAGGUACCUGUGGAGGAACAGUCACAAGACCAUCCUCUGUCCUGCAUUUAAUGGCCUGUUUUGACAUCGGACUCAGCCACCAACAAUACUCUCAGAAGCUAGUACUAGUACUUUAGGGGAAUUAGAAGGGGCUAUUUCCACACUCAGACGACUACUUCAACCAUAAUGAACCAGUUUUCUGUAACUGUUGCCCUCUGCACAAUAAUCUUGGCCUGAAUAGCUGUUAGUGUAGUAGACGACUCCACUUGCUAAUUCUGGGAUAUAGUCUACACAAGUUGCCUUCAUUUCAUCCUCUCUUACACAAGGAAUGCUUACUGAGAACUCACAUCUUCACAGCAGAUUUUAGAACCACCAGAUCUCCUUGAUGUUUCCAGGAAUAACAGUGCAGCCUCUAUACCAUAGUUCUUCUCAGAAUCAGCAUAUACUGGCUCUUAACCAUUUGCAAAGUUGUAGUAGGCUUUGUGCCACCAGGGGUUCUUACUUCCUUUCCCUCUCUGUCUUGGUUUACUUGGUGAUUCCCACUGACUUCAGUACCAGAGUGGUAGCUCCUCAAGUGGGUCAAGGAGAAAUAGUAUCUAGCAUCACAAGUAAUCCUGAAUAAAAGUGGGACAAGGCUUUUGCUUUCCAGACCUCCUGAAAUUCUUUAUUUUUGGUAUCUCGACUUCAGAUACGUUUUUCCUUAGAAGCUGAAGGGAGGGUGCAGGCACAAAGAGACUAAAACACAUUGGAAAAGUUUUUCUGUAAACACCUUUAAUGUUUUGUGUUGUUAAGAAAAUGAUUCUUCAAAUGCAUUUGAAAAUGUUGGGGUUUGUCAACUGGACAAGAAGCUGCUGCAUAAGUGCACGUGGUGCAGAAGUCCUUGCAGUUUUCCCUGAGAAGUUUCUGAGUUUAUAAAAUCAGAAAUAAUUAAAAAAUCAUAUUUAAUAGCAUAA